This is a messenger RNA of Papilio polytes (common Mormon), 971 nucleotides long. RefSeq lists its product as uncharacterized. The record is from RefSeq and is a predicted model, not a curated record. Lineage: Eukaryota; Metazoa; Arthropoda; Insecta; Lepidoptera; Papilionidae. The transcript has 2 exons. Bases 1 to 885 code for a protein of 294 amino acids. Gene Ontology annotation, biological process: proteolysis. Gene Ontology annotation, molecular function: serine-type endopeptidase activity.
AUGGAAGAAAUCGUCGACGACAACAACAAAUUGAUCGAAGAAAACGUAGAUACGGAUUUAAAUGAGUUUAGUUAUAAUUUUAUUGAUAUACCAUGGGACGAUCGUACAAAAAGAAGCAAGAUAUUAAUAGUUCUACUUCUUCUAUCUAUAUUUGUUGCAACAAUGGCUUUGGUCGUCAACAACUUCGUUGCGCAUUAUAAUAGUUUUAGUCACAACAAAUCAUUUAAAAGUGACGACAUAAAUUGUAAUCUCGUUAAGGUGGACGAGUACCCUUAUGCAGCAAGAAUAUAUUCUUUAACGUCGCAGCAGUUGAUAUGCGUUGGCGCGGUAAUAAGCGAAAACUCCGUGCUGGCAAAUGAAGUUUGUCUCAAAUCUGGAACUGUGCGGUUAUUUGUUGGGAGCACGACAGAACAGUAUUGCAAAAAAGGAUUCUCAUUAGACGCUGCUGAAUUGAUACCACACGAUGGCGUCGUAUCUAAAAACUUAGUGCUUUUGUCAACUAACAAGAAAAUGUCUCUUUGCGGAAAACCUAUACAAUUUGCUGCUAAUAUGGAGAUGGACUCACACGCUUUCGUCAUUGGAAGACCGCUCCGGGGAGAUAGAUCUCUCUCCCGACAACUCGUCUCUCUAGAGGCACCUGACAACUAUACGCACAAUGGCCAGUUGAUUGAUAAUUCUCAGUCUAAUAACGUGAUAUGCGUCAAGUACCUCUCCCGAUGUCCGGUGAGGGCUGGCGAUCUAUUGGUGCAGGGCGGCCGCUUACUCGGUAUAGCUUCAACAAGUAUACAACGCAGCGUAAACAAUGAGGUGGUCUGUUUCGCUAACGUCAGUAUAAUUAAAACAAAACUGAAAGAGCUGGAUGACAGUUUAGAUUUAAAUUUAUAAUUUUUUUCAAUGAAUAAAUUUCCUAAAUAACGGACAAGUUUAAUCAUAAAGUUACAGUAUUAAAAAAAAAAAACAGUUAUACCUCA